AGCACCGCGGCUUAAAUGAGCUUCGUUCGGGAGGAGCGCUCCUUAGUUCUGACGCGGACUGAGCCCGGGGAGCGUCUCUCCGCCUGCUCCUGCUCCUGCUCCUGCUCCUUCCCUUUGUCUCCGUUAUCCACGUAAGCCCUGCGCGUCUUUUUGGCCAGCAGCCUUUCCAGCGCGCAUCAGCCCGCAGCCUCCUCCUCUCAAUGCCAUCUCCAGUGCGCUCCGUCCGAAAGCGGCUCGGACUUUGAGGGCCAGCAGGUUCACCAUCACAGCCAGGCACGGAGCGGGAUUCCCAGCUGAGGAGCAGCUCCGUACUUCCAGCUGCCAGUUGCAGCGCGCUUCUGUGGGAUGGAUUUACUGCCGCUGUUGCUGGAAAGUUGGAUUUCGUGAAUCCCUCCGUGGAUCGGUUUAUAAUGCACAGAUCGGGAGAAGGUUUUUAGAGAGGCGCUUUGGAAUUCCGACGCGAGAAGAAAUGAGCAGAGCGUGGAUACUCUUCUUGCUAAUAGAAGAGGCCUUUGCACUGGCGCAGAGAACUAAAGAUUCACCGGGCGACCCUGGCGGCCAGGGCUCCAACCAAAACGACUGCGGCACGUGGGUCCGCAACAUCAAUGGCGGCGUGUUCAUGUCACCCAACUACCCCAGCAACUACCCUGCCAACAAGGAGUGUGUUUACAUUCUGGAAGCUCUCCCCAGACAAAGGAUCCAGCUGGCUUUCGACAAGAACUACUACAUCGAGCUGUCGUUCCAAUGCCAGUUUGAUCACAUCGAGAUACGCGACGGGCCGUUCGGCUUCUCUCCGCUCAUCGAUCGCUUCUGCGGGGGACAGAACCCGGGCCUGGUCACCUCCACCGGGCGCUUCAUGUGGGUCAAGUUCACCAGCGACGAGGAGCUGGAGGGCCUCGGCUUCCGCAUUAAGUACACCUUCAUCGCAGACCCUGAUUUCCAUCUGCACGUGGGCGGACUGCUGAACCCCAUCCCAGACUGCCAGUUUGAGAUCGGAGGAUGGGAUGGGAUUAUUCGCUCCAGUCAGGUGGAGGAGGAAGAGCGAGUCAAGCCUGGUGAUGCUGUGGACUGUAUCUGGACCAUCAGGGCUCCGCCUCAAUCUAAGAUUUACCUCCGCUUCAUGGAUUACCAGAUGGAGCACUCAAACGAGUGCAAGAAGAACUUCGUGGCUGUGUACGAUGGCAGCAGCGCCAUUGAGAACCUCAAGGCCAAGUUCUGCAGCACUGUGGCCAACGACCUGAUGCUGGACAACGGCGUGGGAAUCAUACGCAUGUGGGCCGACGAGAAAAGCAGACUGAGCCGCUUCCGCAUGCUGUUCACCUCUUACAUUGACCCUCCCUGCACGGCCAAUACGUUCUUCUGCCACAGCAACAUGUGUAUUAACAACACCCUGGUGUGCAAUGGGAUUCAGAACUGUGUCUACCCGUGGGAUGAAAAUCACUGCAAAGAGAAGCGUUCCAAGGGGCUUUUCCAUCAGAUCACUAAGACCCACGGGACUCUUAUCGGAGUUUCCUCAGGCAUAGUUCUUGUUCUUCUUAUUAUCUCCAUUUUGGUCCAAAUGAAGCAGCCCAGGAAAAAGGUUGUGGUCCGGCGCCCUGGUGUCUUCAACAAGGCCGGCUUCCAGGAGGUCUUCGACCCGCCCCACUACGAGCUCUUCUCUCUCCGCGACAAGGAGAUGUCCUCAGACUUGGGGGACCUGUCCGAGGAGAUGGACAGCUUCCAUAAGGUGCGUCGCUCCUCCACCAUGUCCCGCUGCGUCCACGAGCACCACUGCGGCUCCCAGGGCUCGGUGGUCGCUGGCGGCGGCAGCAUGAAGCACAGCAGAACUACCCUGAGCUCCAUGGAACUGUCCUACCACAACGACUUCUCCAAGCCCCCUCCGAUGAAGACGUUCAACUCCACCUCCACCUACAAGAAGAGCUGCUACGGCUACAAGCAGCACGCACAGACUCAUGACUGCGACCAGCAGGUCAUCGAGGACCGCGUCACAGAGGAGAUUCCGUGCGAGAUCUAUGGCCGUGGCGCCGUGGGACUGGGAGGAGGAGCGACUGGCGGCGGAGCGAUGGGAGGAGGCGGCGCGUCGGGAAUCGCCGGAGGAGGAAUCGGAGGAGCCGUGGGGAUUACAGGAGGAGUGUCCAUGGCCGGCGGGAUGGGCAUGGUAGGCGGAGUGAGUAUGGCGGGGCCCAGCGGCAUAGCCGGAGGCAUCGGCGCAGGGAUGGCAGGCGCCUGCGGAACCCUCAGCGUUCGAGGCAACAGCGCUCGCAACAGCGCCACCAUAGUUGACCCGCAGCAGCGCUCCAUAUCCAUGGACUUCUAGAUGCAGGAAGGGAAACAGGAAAACCACACCUUCCCUUUUCCUUCUGGAAGAAGGAGAAAACAGAAGGACAAAAGUCCCGCAUAGACAGACCACCCCCGCCUCCCACACCUCUCUUCAAGAGACUUUUUUGUUUAUUAGGGUCAACACUCAAAGGCCUGUUUCAAACUCACACGGAGCUUUGGCAAGAAUGGACGAUUUAACCCUGAGUAACGUUAAAGCGACAAAAUGGACCAAACAACUCAUCUUUUCGAUACUUCAGAGGGACUUCGAGUGAAGGCAGCAUAAAUACACGAAGUCUCUUCACUCCUACACUCAUUUAAUCUCUGCUUCCAUCUGAGACUUCUUGGAGGACGUCCCGGCAUGCAGAGCCCGACUUUCUCUCCGUUUGGCUAGACGGUGACUCUGGGGAGAGAUGGGACUGGACUGAGACAUGCUACAGGGCAGACCGUUCCAUUUAUUCACCUGCCAGGCACAAAUAUAUGAUAUAUGAUCUAUAGUGCAUCUUCGAAAUAAUUUAUAUCCUUUUAAUUUGUCUUUUUGCUCAGUGUACUGUACUGUUAAAACCCAACUAUAUCCAGCCUCAUGGUGAUGCUUGGCUUUUCACUCUUUCGUUUGUUCAAAUUGUUGCUUGAGUGAGUUUUUUUUUUCUUCUUCUUCUUUUUUUUUUUAGAAGUGGAUUAUCAGUGGAGCGAAAGUGAUUGAUUGAUGAGAUAUAAGGAUUACGACAUUAUAUCAAUAUAAUAUCAAUAUAAUGAUGAUGUAGUUUCCAUGGUUACCUCACACAAACAGGGAGGAUACGCGUCACUCUCUCCUCAGGACGAGCACAUGAAGAGACUGUCCCGUCCGGGUAAGAAAAAUAGGUGAAGCCCUGUUAGCUUAGUGAUGUGCGAUGCUUUAGAUCAUGAAUGAUUGUAUAUGGAAUAUAAAGUUCUUAUCGGUGAGACGCUACGUGUCACAACAGCAACAACUCCCCCCGACCCUGCAUCUUUUAAUGGGAGAACAUGUCUAUUUUUUCUCUCUCUCUUUCUCCACAACCCGGGUGUGUAAAACAAGCACAAGCCUUCUCCCUGAGUGACAGACGUAGCCCGUGUUAGACUCAUGUAUGAUUUUAACCACUGGUUGUAUAAUUUCAUUCUGUUGAAUUAAAUGGGAGCUUACUCACAUCCUC
Molecule: messenger RNA, 3485 nt
Organism: Fundulus heteroclitus (mummichog)
Lineage: Eukaryota; Metazoa; Chordata; Actinopteri; Cyprinodontiformes; Fundulidae
Product: neuropilin and tolloid-like protein 2
Exons: 10
Coding region: 470-2317 (615 amino acids)
Molecular function (GO): protein binding
Source: RefSeq, a predicted model, not a curated record